AUGGCUCAUCAAAAGGAAGCCACCAACAGGGUAGAGUGGAAGAUACGGGUGGCUGAUGGUUCAUCAAAAGAUUUGGUACCUGAGUCAGGGCCUGCAGGCAGAGCCUGGCUUGGCAUACAAGGACUGAUUGCAGGGUUGGUUUUGAAAGUGGGGAGAUGCUUCAAGAAAGCUUGGGAUUUAGCUGUAGAUGACCCCAGGAAAGUGAUCCAUUGUCUGAAGGUAGGGACAGCUCUCACAGUUGUAUCACUCUUUUACUAUACGAGGCCUUUGUAUGAAGGACUUGGAAGAAAUGCUAUGUGGGGAGUCAUGACUGCGGUGGUCGUCUUUGAAAAUACUGUUGGUGCAACACUAUCUAAAAGCCUCAACAGAGCAUGUGGGACUCUUCUUGCUGGAUCUCUUGCUGUUGGUGUUCACUGGAUUGCUAGUCAAUCAGGAGAAAAACUUGAGCCCUUCGUGAAUGGAGCCUCAGUUUUCCUACUAGCUUCUGCAGCAACCUUCUCCAGGUUCAUUCCAACAGUGAGAACCCGGUUUGAUUAUGGUGCUCUGGUCUUCAUUCUCACCUUCAGCUUGAUCUCCAUUUCCGGGUAUCGUGUCGAGAAACUGUUGAAGAUGGCCCAUCAAAGAUUGUCCACCAUCGCCAUUGGGGGUUUCAUGUGCAUUCUCAUAAGCAUACUGGUUUGCCCUAUUUGGGCAGGCAAGGAGCUCCAUCUUCUCAUCACUAGAAACAUGGACAAACUUGCCUACUCCUUGGAUGAGUACUUCAACAAUAGUGGGAUCCCUGUGGAGAAAUCACAAGGCUACAAGUGUGUGCUAAACUCAAAGGCAGCAGAGGAAACCAUGGCCAAUUUUGCUAGAUGGGAGCCUGCCCAUGGCCAUUUCAAGUUCAAGCAUCCAUGGAGACAGUAUCUCAAGGUUGGGGCAUCAAUGAGAAGAUGUGCAUACUGCAUAGAGGCUCUCAAUGGCUGCAUCAAUUCAGAAAAUCAGGUUCCCGAGUCCAUAAAGCAGCAUCUCAGUGGUAACUGCUUGAGAUUAGGCUCAGUCUCUUCAAGUGUAAUAAGAGAGCUGGCAAUCACCAUGAGAACAAUGAAGAAAUCACCAAGGACACAGAACUUAUUGAAAGAGAUGAAGAAUUCAGUCCAAGAGCUCCACAAUGAAUUGGGAUCUCUACCUAAUUUACUACUUCCACCACCUUCAAUAGAGGCAACACUUCCUCUAGAGGAGGUGAUUCCAAUUGCAACUGUAGCCUCUCUACUGAUUGAAGUUGCUGCAAGAAUUGAAGGCAUUGUAAGUGCCACUGAAGAACUAGCAAGUCUGGCAAAAUUCAAGCCUGCAGUUGAAAGGAUUGCACCCCAUUAA
Messenger RNA from Vitis vinifera (wine grape), 1356 nucleotides. Its product is annotated as aluminum-activated malate transporter 10. Gene Ontology annotation, cellular component: plant-type vacuole membrane. NCBI's taxonomy places the organism in Eukaryota, Viridiplantae, Streptophyta, Magnoliopsida, Vitales, Vitaceae. Bases 1 to 1356 code for a protein of 451 amino acids. The transcript is spliced from 6 exons. The record is from RefSeq and is a predicted model, not a curated record. Gene Ontology annotation, biological process: malate transport.